AUGGCUUACAAUGUCAGCGAUAGCUUCCAGGUCAUGAUGCAGUGUAUCGAGGACCCGCUGUUCACUGAGACGUUGCGGCGCUUCGAGCGAGAGCACUGCCGUGAGUUUGAGGAGCAAGAGGAGAACAAGCUGUCCUACACCAUAAUCCACCAGCAUUACAUCCAGCUGAUCGAGAUGUGGAUCGAGGGGCGGAUGGCCCAGGUCAUUGAGGGCUUCAGCAACCGGACAGCACUUUAA
Messenger RNA from Symbiodinium sp. CCMP2592, 237 nucleotides. The record is from the annotation of a GenBank genome assembly. Lineage: Eukaryota; Dinophyceae; Suessiales; Symbiodiniaceae.